This is a messenger RNA of Alternaria atra, 765 nucleotides long. RefSeq lists its product as uncharacterized. The coding region runs from base 1 to 765 and encodes 254 amino acids. The transcript is spliced from 2 exons. Gene Ontology annotation, biological process: ubiquitin-dependent protein catabolic process. The record is from RefSeq and is a predicted model, not a curated record. Gene Ontology annotation, cellular component: proteasome core complex, alpha-subunit complex; proteasome core complex; nucleus. Lineage: Eukaryota; Fungi; Ascomycota; Dothideomycetes; Pleosporales; Pleosporaceae.
AUGUUCAGGAACAACUACGACAACGACUCGGUCACCUUCUCACCACAAGGUCGUAUCUUCCAAGUCGAGUAUGCACAAGAGGCGGUCAAGCAGGGUUCAGUCGUCGUAGGCAUUGUCAGCAAGACACACGCGGUACUCGCUGCAAUCAAGCGAAAUGCCGAGGAACUCUCUUCAUACCAGAAGAAGAUUAUCCCGAUAGAUUCCCACUUUGGCGUCGCCCUCGCCGGUCUCGCCUCCGACGCCCGUGUCCUCUCCAACUUCAUGAAGCAACAAUCACUCGCAUCCCGCCUUACCUACGACCGCGCAAUCCCCCUCUCCGAGAUCACCUCCCGCAUCGCAGACCGUGCCCAGACCAAUACCCAGCAGUACGGACGGAGACCCUACGGCGUAGGACUGCUGAUUGCCGGCGUUGACGCAAAGGGCCCGCAUCUAUUCGAAUUCCAGCCCAGCGGUGUCACACAGGAGAUGGUUGCAUGUGGUAUCGGUGCCAGGAGUCAAAUGGCGAGGACAUACCUUGAGAGGCACUUGGACGAUUUCGAAAACGCUAGCAGGGAGGAGCUGAUCAAGCACGCGCUGAGGGCAUUGAAGGAGUCGCUGUCGCAGGACAAGGAACUGACUGUCGACAACACCAGCGUCGGUAUCGGCGGUAUCGGCGAGGACUUUGUGCACCAUGAGGGACAAGAUGUUGCCGAGUGGCUAGACGCUACCUUUGAGAACCGGGAAGGCGGCGACGAGGCUGAGGGCGGAGAGGCUAUGGAGGAGUAG